Eruca vesicaria subsp. sativa (arugula) is the source of this 180-nucleotide messenger RNA. The record is from the annotation of a GenBank genome assembly. NCBI's taxonomy places the organism in Eukaryota, Viridiplantae, Streptophyta, Magnoliopsida, Brassicales, Brassicaceae.
AUGUACUCAAGAAAAGGAAAGUUGAUAGUCCGUAAACAUCAGGAGGCUCUGACAGAUACCGCCAGACUGAACUUUGAUCAGCUUCAACCAGUUCAGUUUGCCAACAAUUCAUUUCAAGCAGACGGAGAAAGACACACUGCAGUCGACGAUCCUAAAGAGGCAUCUCCUAUCAAUGACUAG